AUGGCUAAGAAUGCAGUAACCUACAAUAAUGUGCAUGUUGACUUCACUCAGGAAGAGUGGAUGUUGUUGGAUCUUUCCCAGAAAAGCCUCUACAAAGACGUAUUGCUGGAGACCUAUAGGAACCUCACUGCUAUAGGUAUGAAAGAAGUCAUUCAGAAGAGAAACCCUCUGAGUAUAUUCAAUGUGUUAAAGCCUUCGUAUAUUGCAGUCCUCUUCAGAGGCAUGAAAGAAUUCAUACUGGAGAGAAACUCCAUGAAGGUAUUCAGUAUGGUGAAGCUUCUGGAUGCCACAGUAUGCUCCAAAUACAUAAAUGAACACAUACUGGAGAGAAACCCUAUGAAUGCAAUCAUUGUGGUAAAUCCUUUAUACAACACUGUAAUCUCCAAAAUCAUAAAAGAACACAUACUGGAGAGAAACCCUAAGAAUGCAAUCAUUGUGGUAAUGCUUUUGCAAGUCAUGGUCAGCUUCAAAUUCAUAAAAGAACACAUACUGGAGAGAAACCUUAUGAAUGUAUUCAAUGUGGGAAAGCCUUUUCACUACAUAGUAAUCUCCAAAAACAUAAAAGAACACAUACUGGAGAGAAACGCUACAAAUGUAAUCAGUGUGAUAAAGCCUUUGCAUAUAUCCGUAGUCUUCGAGUUCAUGAGAAAAAGUCAUACUGUAGAGAAAUUCUAUAAAUGUAGUCAGUGUGUUACCAUUUUGCAUUUUAUGAUAGUCUUUAUACAAGAGUAAAACUUUCAGUGUAUAAUUGAUCUAAUGAAUUGGUCUCUGGCAUAUCAC
Molecule: messenger RNA, 780 nt
Organism: Peromyscus maniculatus bairdii (prairie deer mouse)
Lineage: Eukaryota; Metazoa; Chordata; Mammalia; Rodentia; Cricetidae
Biological process (GO): regulation of DNA-templated transcription
Source: RefSeq, a predicted model, not a curated record